Molecule: messenger RNA, 8672 nt
Organism: Solenopsis invicta (red fire ant)
Lineage: Eukaryota; Metazoa; Arthropoda; Insecta; Hymenoptera; Formicidae
Gene: Nep5
Product: endothelin-converting enzyme homolog
Biological process (GO): protein processing
Cellular component (GO): plasma membrane
Molecular function (GO): metalloendopeptidase activity
Source: RefSeq, a predicted model, not a curated record
CUAAAGCCGGCUGCUAUUCCUUUCGUCGCGCGGCGAUUCGUGUCGUGCAUCCGAUGCCGCGAUGCAAAUCUCGCAUGUUUUUCGUCACGUACAUAAUUAAUCGGCUUGAUUAUGGAAUUUGUCGCAAUCGCGCCUCGCCGCCGUUCCUCAUCAGCUGACAGGGAGACAUUCGCUCACGAGGACUCAAGAAACGGUAUCGACGGCACCACAAAUGACGUCUGUCAUCGUUUUGUCGACACGAGCUCGCUACGUCGAGAUAGUUCAACAAAAUUUCCGCAUGUGAUUCGCUUUAUUUAUGUAUAUCACAUAUCAAUUUUAAAGUUUAUUCAGACCCUUUGAAAUGUUCACGUUUGAAAAUAGCAGUUUUUAACUAUGUGAAAAUUUAGGUACUUUGAAAUUCUUUAUGCUGUAUCUGUAAUCUUAUUGCACAGAUUUUAAUGAAUUCUUUUUGAACCACUGGUUGCCAUGUGGCAAAAAUAUUCGUAAAAAUCUCUGCUGAUAAGCGCGCUUCUCUCAAAAUGACAAAGCCUCUUUGGGAAACGUUUGUCGAUGAGAUAAUAUAUUUGGCGCGUGGUAAUUAUUAAUAAUUACAAUUAAUUGCAAUUAAUUUUAAGCUCCUUAUAAUCGUGUAUAAAAUUUUUAUGAAUUUUAUUCAAUUUUUUAAAUAUUAGACUAAAACAUAAUGAAGCAAUUUUAUUUCUCUAUUUUAAUUAAUAAUUAGAAUAUCUGCUUUCUAUCUAUAUCUUUAUUAUUAUUACUAUUUACUCUAAUAAUUAAGAUUUUUUAUAUGACAAUAUAUUCUUACUUCCUACAGCUUUCAAAUUAUGAUUAUUCAAUUAUCUGAUCAUUAUUUCUAAAUUAUUAAUACAUAUCUAUGUCUUUUUUUCUUGCUUAGACAUAUUUAUUAAUGAUUUUGAGGUUUCGCUGAAAAAAACAAAGCCACCGGCAAAACAUGCCGGCGAAUUCAGCCGCUUUAUUAAUCUCGUUAAGUUCUUAGAAUCGCUUGCGGUCUCACCGCGAGAUUUCAGCAUCACGUAGAUGCUUUUCUAUCGAGUUUUACGACUGUCUUUACGGUCCGUUCGUUUUCAUUCGGAAAAUACUCUGGGCGCCGCGCCGUUUGCUUAAAGGCAAACGAUUGCGCAACAGGAAAGAAGGAAUUAUAUUAUACAUACCUCGGCGAAACUGUUCUACGGAAAAAGGGACACGAUAUUCGACCGUGCGAUCGUUUUACCGAUUGUACGUUCUUGUUUGCGCGACGACCGUUUUGCUCUAUUUCUACCCCAUUCGCUAAAUAUUAUGCAAUUAUUUCGACUCGUAAUCAUGCGAGCGUAUAUGCUAGCAGCAGCGCGUUACGUUCUCGUGAACACUCUCAUGAGGAUUCUCAAAUAUACUCGCGAGAGAAAGUAAAAAGCAGCUGUGAGCACGUUAUUAAGAUUUGUAAAUAAAGGAGGAUUAAAUUAAAAGAAAAAUUGUAUUAAACUGAAUGAAUUUUUAAAUUUACUUAAUUUUAUCGAAAGUAUUUAAUCAAUAAUGACAUGUUAUUAAUGGCAUUUAAUUGAAAUUUAAUUGAUCCAUUAUUUUUAAAACUGAAUUUUGUUUUAAAGUUCAUUCUUCUUAAGCCAGAGUUCAAAAUAUAAAUUGGAAAAUUAUAAUCUUAACAAUGUAAUCUCUAAUAACGUAAUGUGUAAGCCAGAUAAGUCGCAGUGAUGCGAAAUUAAAAUAGAUAUGACGAUAUACCAUUAAAAAUUCUUACGUUCUCCAAUUAAUUUUCUGAAAUGGCACGGGUUAUUUAUAUCAAAGUGAACGUUAUCGCGGAGAGUCGAGAGAGUGUCGGAGAGUCCACAUUGCCCACCCACUCAUAAUUACACAUACUGCACGUCGUUCAGGAAUUAUUAAUUUUUCUCUCCGGGACUCGAGAAUGCAAAAUGUCAGCCAAUCUGUGUAACGAAUAACGCAUGGAAACAGACGUUUUUCUUCAUAAACCAUCGCCGCGAGCUCGGCUCGCAGCGGUGCGUAGCCGACUGGCAAAUGUACAAUUACGACUGCUGCAGCAGUCAGGUGCAUUGCGAAUUAUUGCUUGCGACAAGCUUUUUCUGCAUACGGAUAGGCAGUUGUUUCCUCGCGCUGCAAUGACAGCGUAAAAAGAGAAUCGUUGUGGCCCCAAAAUGCGAUCACGCGAGGUAUAUUAUCUAUUGCGAUCGCGAAGUCACCUAUUUGUCGCAAUCUGUUCUUUUUUUAUUCUACAUUGCUUUAUCAAACCUGCUUUACUGUCGGCCUCCUUUUACUAAUUUUCUGUCUAACUCUUUACAAUAUAUUCUACUACAAUAUAUUCUAAUCUCAUUCGGAUUUUACUAAAUAUGUUUUAUUUGUUACAUCUCCAUGUUAAUUUUUUAUUUAACAAUUUAAAAAAAAUUUUUUUUAUAUCUGUAUAUUAUGAUAAUAUCAGAUAGUUUUAUGUUAACUGACAAUUUUAUUAAUUGUAAUUAAAAGAAGAUUAAAUUAAAAGAAAAAUUAUAUUAUUAAACUGAAUAAAUUUUUAAAUAUAUAUUUAUUUAAUCUUAUUGAAGGUAUUUAAUUACAUAAUAUUAAUGGCUAAAAUAAUCCCAUACGUUUAUUAACCAUUUUAAUUCUAUUAAUAUUUUCUUUCGCUACUGCCAAAUCUUUCUCUUUUUUCGUAAUCGAUGGGAAGAGAAAACGGUGAAAACGAGUAAAUUCCAGAAUACGCGAAACCGCUAAACUGUCUACAUUACUAAAUCGUGUAGAUUAAUUUGUACGCGUUAUAUGUGUUUAGAUAUUCAGCUGAUAACCAUCAAAAACGUCUCGCGUUCAAACCGGUUGCCAGAAAAUAUUGCGUAUCGACGAUUUCGAUCGAGCCUCCCGUUCGAUCGUUAAUGAUCACGCCUCCAAGUCGAGAAAUAAUCAUUCGAGCGUAUAGUUUGCCAGUACUCAAGCAUGACACCGGCACCUAUAUAAUAAUUUACAUACGCGGGCAUUUAAUUAGGUUCCCAGUCGCGCCCCCAGUCUGCCAGUAGCACAUAUCUCACGACGAUAAAUCUUGAUUAUUCCCCCGACAAAUGUAUCUUUCGGUCAACCGAAGGAACUAUUAAUGUUCUAGUCUCUCAAUGGCAGUUAGAUUAGAAUCUUGUUCGAAUUACAUGGCAACCGGGAUGCAUUCAGCAUGACACUUUAUCAUGACGAAUUGCGAUGUGCAUUGAAUCUCUAGCGAAUAGAACGCCAUAUGGAGAUUUAAAAUAUGUCAAACUUCAAUCUUAAUUAUCAAACUUAAAGAAUUAAAAGACUGUUUAUUCAGCUCUCGUUAUUAGAUUUCACUUCUCUUUCUUUCCGAUUUUUAAUUAGAAAUCGUCAAUUAAAUCACGAGUAUUUUCCCAGGCUCUCUUUCGCUUCCUUUCUUUCAAGAACAAGAAAUAUUUGCGAUAUUUCUAACGUAGCAAAGGAUUGUCCGUUUUUUUAACCGAUUCGUCUUCGUUCGCGAGGCGGUUAUCGAUUGUAACGUCAUACGCCGUGUCUCCGUCAUCUCGAAGGCAUAAUAAUUCUAUACGAAUAAGCAGGAGCACCACUCGAAAUAAAUUUCCUUUCUAUUGACCGCUUACCAAGGAACUGGAGCAACUUCCCCAAUAACGGGAGCACGUUCGCGAAUACGCGAUCACACGCUAUCUAUCCGAUAGGUUGCAUGAAUAAUGAAUGCAGCGUGCGGUGCAUUACGUAGCACGCGUUGUUGCAUACUUUCUCUCUUCGUAAUAAACGUUUUUCCGUGAUAAAACGUGUUUCUUCGGACACCGCCCGCUGCACGUGCGCUAUACAUACAGCAAUCUUGACACGUCCUGUCAGUUUGAUAUGCAAUAUAUCUUAACCACGAUAUUGAGAUGACAGCUUUAUGUAAUGAUGAACAAUCAUCAGUGACUGUUAUUAAUUAUCUGUUGGUCCCUUCUGACUACUCCUAUAUAAUUCUACGCAAUUCUAUUUUCAUCUAAUAGUUAUAUUUAAGUAAUAAUUAUUUAAUCAUAAAUUAAUGUAGAGCAGUGAUAUUGUACGUAACAUAGUUAACAUAAUCACAUUUAAAGCAUUUCAAUAAUUUUAUUUUGAACAAAAAAAUUAAUCGAGUCCUAAUUUAUUAAUUUUUAAAAUUAUUAUUGUGUUUUAAAAUUUUGUUAUUUAAAUUCUUGUCCUGUGUAAUACAAAUAUAAUUGAAUUCAUGCUUAUUAUAUUAUUUUUAUCUAACAGGAUAAAAAAAUAAUAACAAUACGAUAAUGUGGUCAAUGUUCUUUGUUAAAUUUCUUCUAGUAAUAAUAUUACAUCUCAUAAGAACAUAAUAUGUCUGUAAACAUAAUAAUUCCAAAGAAGAUACUCUCCUUUUGCUUAUCUUUAUAUUUGGCGCAUGGUUACUUUAGAACAUUGUUCUUGAGUCAGACUAGAAAGUACAAUGGAACUUAUAUGCAGCUAGAAGUUCGCUACGGAAGUAAAAUUACACAAACGUUUAAUGUACUUCGUAACUACCUCGAGGAAGCGCUUUUACGCAAACGGAGCUUCCUAAUAGCGUAUCUAUAGCUCGCAGAUAGGACUUGUGCCAAUUCUGUCGUAAUAAUAUCGUAAUAAUAAAAUUGCUAAUUGUUUCGUUUAAUCCAAUCGCUACGUAGAAAUUCAAACGACUGCAUAAGAUAAAGUGAUUCGAAAGGAAACUACAAUGCUUACGGUCAUUUCUUAUUAUUCUCACUAUUCAUAUCUAGUGAACAUCUGCAUUGUUUUAAUACAGAAAUUUAAUACAUAUAAAUAAAAUUUAUAAUAAAUUUAGUAUAAAGAAUAUUAUUUAAAUAGGAUUUUAUGGAACAAUCUAAAUUAAGUACAAGUUUUAUAACAAUGUUGUGCUUGAAAUUUUUUUAUUGGUUAUUAUACUUUAUUUUACAACUACUAUUCUAUAGUCGUGUUCCUUUAAUAGCAUAUAGGCAAAUGCCAUUCACGAGACAGGUCGUGCACGAUUUCUAUUCUAAUUCAUGACGCAGGCAUAAAUGGGAAAGCACAGAGAACAAACGUAAAUAACAAUACUCAUUGAUUUACGAUUAGUCAACGUUGAGCUCCAGAUGAAUUAAGCUUUCAAAAGGAAAACGACGAUCGGCCGCAUAGUUCAAAAUACAAGCUAUACCUCGUUGAGAACAAACAUUAUUUUUGCAAAUUGUAGGGGUAAUAUUUUCUUAACAUUUUCAUAGCGGAAAACUGUCAUUGUACUUUGCAUAUGCAUAAAUAUUCCUAGCGUACUUUUAAUUACUUUUACCUCGAGUAAUAAAAAUGAUGCAAUUAUUCAAUUUUCAAAAGAUGCGGUCGCGACUCGCGCCAAGUGACACGAUUUAGAAGUUACAAGAAUAAAAACGUAGAAAAAUGAAUAGAUAUAAACAAUGUUUAUGAUUUUGCAUAAAUUUAGAUUUACAGUAAAGGAAAUCUCUAUUUCAUACCGUCUUUACAUUUAAUAGAGUUUUUCCAAGUUUUAUCAUCGAUACGUGCAUGAACUAUCAUACUCGAUGGUAUCAAGAGGGUUGAAGGCUCGCCGUCGAUGGUGGCUGGAAGAUACCGGGUGUCAUCCAUUUCUCGCAGGCGCGUUACGUGUGGGUGUUAUCGCGGAUGGCCGGAUGGGAAAAUUGACGUUCUCGCCGUUGUUAUUGGUUCGACGACGAGGUACGAGAACCACUGGGAAAAUGUGAACGUAUGGACACCCGACGUUGUCUGUCCGACUCGACUCGGUGUUCAGUGUCGUCAGUUCGAUCCGGUCAGUGGGCCAUUCAGCAUGAACAACGAGCGCAAGGAUAAUGGGUCCGUUUACUCGGUCGGAAGCCAGAAUCAUUUGGUACCUAUAAGAUCCAGGAAAACUUUCUUCAAGAAACGGACUAAGAUUUCUAAUUUGUUGGUGAUAAUUCUUUACUUCCUGGUGGGUUCCUUGUCCAUAGCAGUUGUGGUGCUUACGGUACUUUAUGCGUGUAACAGUAUGGUGAAAACAUGUGAGAGCGAGGAUUGCGUGCGAAUAGCGGCUAGUUUGAAGGAAUCUAUGAAUAUGUCUGUAGAUCCUUGCGACGAUUUUUAUCAAUAUGCGUGCGGUAGAUGGUCAGAAGAGCAUCCUAUUCCGGAUCACUCCCUGACGAACUCCUGGUUUCACGAGCGGAGCAAUCGCUUAACUAGGAAAAUCAGAGAUUUGCUAAAAGCGGAAGUCAAUAUGUCUGCCAAUGAAGUACCUUGGGCAGUGAUGCAGGCCAAGACUCUGUUCACCAGCUGCAUGGACGUGUAUACCAUAAAUGAACUCAAUUUGUCUCCACUGUUUGAUCUGUUGGAGUUAUUAAAUUUACCUGUACUUCCUGAAAGAACCGCCAUUACAACUACUAAUUACGUUGAACAUCUGGCCAGGGUAAAGAGAAUUUUGAACAUCGACAUAUUUUUUGGCUUCGCAGUCGGAGUUAAUCCAAGGAACAAGAGCGAAAAUGUAAUCUACUUCCACCUUCCGGAUCAUUCCAGUCCUUUCCCCACUAUUGAGAAUAAAGAAUUGGAGAAGCGAUUGCGAACUAUCAGAUCGCGAUCGCGAAAAUUAGACGAUUUAGAUAACGAAACCAUGUCGGACAAGAACGAAGAUGCUGAGCUUACUUUCAUGACUGACGUUAUUAAACAAAUUAUUAGUAAUGGCACUAGUAAUGAAUGCACCUCGGAAGAUGAAUUUAUGAUAUUUGAAGAAACAGUAGAAGACUUUGUCAUAAUGCUUUACAAUAUUAGCAAACUUCUCCAUUACGUAACUCAUGUAGAUCGAAAUCAGAGUAUUUCUGUAGAAAAUUUGAUAGAUAGUGAUUAUAUGAUGGUAGAUGAUCUACAAAAGUUGACGGACGAGUAUGUAAUGGAAAUAAAUUCAUCUGUUACGCCUAAACCGAUUUGGCGACCUUUCAUCGAAUCCCUUUUUGAGGGAAUCGUUGAAUUGGAUCUUGAUAAGAAGGAUAAACUUCUCAUUGGCAAUUUGGAUUAUUUAAAAAAUGUUGCGUUGAUGCUUACUUUGUUCGAGGAAGAAUACUUGGUAAACUAUAUUUGGUGGACCGUUGUGGAAACUGUGGUGCCCCAUUCUACCAGUAAGCUCAGGACCAUUUGGAACGAUUACGUAUACAAGUUAUUAAAAGUGGAAGGAAGCGAAUCAUUAUCAUUGAACUGUGCGUCAAUGGCCAAUGAAUUAAUGGGAAUGGCGGUAUCAUGGUUGAUCGUAGAUCCGAUGUUUCAUAAUAACGAAGGCAACAAUGUACGAGAAAUGUUAGACGACAUAAAAGAGGCAUUUGCUUCGCUUGUCAUGAAAACAGAUUGGAUGGAUCAAUCGACGAAGACGGCGACACUCGAAAAGAACCAGAAAAUGCUCUCCGAAAUUGGAUUCCCUACAUGGCUUUUCAACGAGAAGAAGCUCAAUAACUAUUAUAAAGGUAUCAAUCUGUCGGAAACGACUUACCUAGAGAACAUGAUACAAAUCGUUCAUUUAGAAGCGAUCACCACGUGGGCGAGCCUCCACAGGAUAAAUGCGUAUAAUGGGUCACACUGGGCAACUGAUCCUACUGAUGUAAAUGCGUUCCACACCUUUCAUCUUAAUCAUAUAACCAUACCUGCUGGAAUUCUCCAAUUCCCAUUUUAUGAAUUGGGUCUUGAGGCCUUAAAUUAUGGUGCUAUCGGUACGGUGCUUGGACAUGAAUUAACUCAUGGAUUUGACAAUAACGGUCGGCAUUACGAUGGUGAUGGAAAUAUCCGACAAUGGUGGACCAAUGACACAAUUUCAGAGUACUCAAAUAAAACCCAGUGCUUUAUAGACCACUAUAAUACUUAUUACGAAAAUGAGGUCGAUGAUUUUAUCGACGGUGAACUGACCUUGGGUGAGAACAUCGCUGAUAAUGGUGGCCUUCGUGAGGCCAUUGUCGCUUACCAGAGAUGGAAGACCCGACACGGUCAGGAGCCACUACUUCCGGGAUUCACAAAUUUUACGCACGAGCAGUUAUUUUUUCUUUCUUACGCGCACUUAUGGUGCGAAUUAAAUACUCCUACAUAUCUGAAAUGGACACUGGCAGAUACUCAUUGUCCCGGUCACGUGAGACUUCAAGCUUCAUUGAAAAAUUCCGAAGAGUUUAGUACCGCGUGGAAUUGUCCCGUAGAUUCGAACAUGAACCCGUCGGAAAAGUGUCAUGUGUGGUAAACAGCUGUGUCUUCGACAGAUAAAAAACAAUAUAUGUUUGUUAUUUAAUUGUUGAUUAAUCAAAUAUUUAACAUUUUGUGAUAUGGAGCCAGUGAAGCUUACGUGCACAACAAUAAUAAUUCAUUAUUAAUUUAAAAAAAUUAAUUUUUUAUUUUGUGAGAUUUAUUUCAAAUUAAAAAUAAUGCAAAGGCAAUGUGUAAUAAUACUCAUAUCUAUAAGAGCUCUGUCUCUCUUGCUCUUUACUUUGAAUUUAUAUCAACAAAGAUUUAUAUUGGAUUUAUGGAGUUUUGUGCAUGAGCUGCGAUCACUUUAAUUAUUGUUGUCCGUUUGUUGUACGGCAUGUAAUGAAUUGCUUCUAUGUAAUUUCUAUAAGAUCAUUUGCACGUUGGAGACUCAUCCACGAAAAAUCAAAGAGUGGUCCAAUAUUGUUUGUAAUAAAAGAGUUUUAUUUACGUACAAAAAAUAA